Messenger RNA from Dermacentor andersoni, 7911 nucleotides. Its product is annotated as DAZ-associated protein 2-like. The record is from RefSeq and is a predicted model, not a curated record. Lineage: Eukaryota; Metazoa; Arthropoda; Arachnida; Ixodida; Ixodidae.
GGCCAUUUACCGCAGAAAGACGACGCAGAGGUUGGGCGGGAUCUCGCGCGGCCCCUCGCGAUUGUGUCCUCAUCUUUACGUGCGUUGUCGUCCCCUCUCGCGACGUCGCCAGGCGUCCUGCCGCUUCGCUAACGCGAUCAGCAGCUCACGUGGUGACCGUGACGUCGCGCUGUCGCUGGAAGGCGCCGAGUGUUGUUUACCGACGGCGAGUCGUCGCGGCAGCUUUGCCUGAGCUAUCAAUCACCGCGCACACGGGCACUGCGACUUGGUGGAACUGGGCUGCUGCGGCACACCAAUCUUGGACCCGUCAUUCCGACCCCGCGGCUGUAGCGACAAGCAUCACUGAAUUUUGCAGGCAUCCAGAAUUCCGACGUGUCGUAGCGAUCGUCACGGUAGCAUCAUGAGCGGUUAUUACCCUCCGCCGCACCAGAAGCAGGGCUAUCCUCAGUGAAGAGAGAAGGGUCGACAACCGCUGUCCCGCUUCGGAGCUGCCCGUGUCUCCCGAGAACAUGUCCGUGCCGGGCCAGUGCUGCAUCGAGUACUGCCUUCCGCACUGGUGUCUGCGGAAGCUGCAGGGCCGGCGUUCCCGCUCCGCGGGAUCCUACCGCCUGCACGCUCCCAUGCCCGGUGCCAUGCCAGGGGCUGUGCCAGGGGCCAUGCCGUAUGACCCUCCACCACCCUACUCGCCAACUGCUCCAAACGCAUGCCAGACUGCACAGCCCAUGGAGCACCCGUCACGGCUGUAUCCGGCUCCUGGCCAGCCAUACCCUGCGCCAGCUCCAGGACCAUACCCAAUGGCCUCGUACCCACAGCAGCCGGGCCUGUCGCAGCAGGCUGUGUACCACGUCCCGGAUGCCUUUGACGCUGGGGCCCGCUUCACGCACAGCAAGCCUACCAUUCCACCCCCUCCCCCUGGAGUUCCUCCCAAUGCUGCUCAGCUGGCUGCCAUGCAAGGCAACGCCGUAGUCCUGGGUCAAAAGAAGGGCAACUUCUGGACCACUGGCGCUGGAGGUGGCUACACUUUCUGGUAGACGCCGACCACAGUGCACAGGAGCCUCCACCAAUGCUCCUGCUGCUGUGUCGACAGUCGCAAGGCUGUUCCCUUUUAUUUCCCUUCACGACAAGGAGAGCACUCUCAUGCAAGACUGUGGAACGACCUCUGCCAUGUCAGAGUUGAGCGAUGCUCCAGUAUGCCCUCAUGGCGCUAGGCUCACUAGAAAUGGUCUCCAGGUGCUGCAGUUGCUUUAUGGGGUUCCGAGCACUCAAUGCUGUUGAUCUAGAAGUAGAAAACAGCGCACACGAGUGAAUUUUCAUGAGUCUACAUGUCUGCUUAGACUCUAAACAGCAGUGUCUUUCAUGUUUCAGCACAGAGAAUCAUAGCAGCCUGGAGGCCAGAUUUAGUGAUCUUCAACUGGAUGAUGGGCAGUUCUAGGGCAGAUUCAGGUACAGUCCGUGCUCUGCUUUAGUUGAGGUGCCAGCCUCAGCUAGCCCAGCCGGCAAUGGCACAUUGUGAACAGUCUGUACUGCUCUGUUUGUCCUGGGACUCUGAUGACCUCAGGGAUUCUUCAAAAGAGUGUCGCAAUAUUGCAGCUUUCCCAGUUGUCUUGCAUGGUGUCUUUCAAUUUUUCAAUCCGUAGCAAUCAAGUAUGGAGAACAUCUUUUCACAGAUUACUUUUGACUAAUACUCUGGAUAGAGAACAUGGAGUGGAGCCUCCUUAUGAAGCAGGAAAAUGCACAGCAUCAGUCAAGAACUUUCCGGGUCUUAAAUAUUUGGCAUUUUGGUGUUGUUGUAUGACAGCCUACUAAGGACCAUAUCUAUAAGCAGGCUUCGUUACAAGUGACUGCACGAUGGGAAGCUGCUAUGCAACCCCCCCAGCUGAAAAGCUUUGCAUACACUAUUGUUUCCAGUAGUUGUGACUUGUGUAAUGUUGCUCUAAAAGAAUGCAAGGCUCAAUUCUUUCAUGCAACAUAAGCACAACACAGUCUCUGGAGACAAUCCCGCACAAAACUGGUAUAUUUUCUAGAUUUCGUUACAAGGGAUGUUACUUCAUGGAUUGUAAUGUGGUUAACAGCACCCAGUUUGAAACACCUCAAGGUGACAUGUUGUUGUAUAAGACUUGUAAUGACGAUCGCGAAUACCCGACAUGGCUUGCGGAUUGCACGGUGCGAUGACAAGGGCAGUCUUAACCUAACCUUCUAGACUCUUUGCCCAGACUUUUGACUGGUGCUGUAAAAGACUCCUUGCAAUUUGGUCUAGUGUGUGACUCUGAUUCAAUCUGUACGAGGCAAAGAGGUCACAGGAAGAGACUUCAACUGAUAAACACUAAGCAUACAGGGAAAGCCUCAGCCUAGAGCCAGACUUGUCUUGUUCCUGUUGGACUAAGGCGUCCCUCUUUCGCCCACCGUUAAUUGAUUCGGUCCGUUUUUGACAAACCUGUGUGACUGUAUAAAUGUUGCAACUGGCACUGAGAAGCUUCAGAACCUGUAUAUUUUUAGUGCUGAUUACGAUGUCUCAGUCCUGGAUUACCUAAGCGCCAACUAGCUCUGCUCCCUUCUCUAGUUUUGUCACAACGCAGCAAAAAACAAAUGAAGGGCUUACCGUGCUGUAAUUUUAGAUCCCCUGUCCCUCCACAGCUUGCCAUUUUUCACUUCAGCUGAAAGUAAAUGAAAUUUCUGGCAAAGACAGGCAGCAAUGCUGAAAGCAGUUAAAACAGUCUUGUUGAGGACAAGAUGUUACUGUAGAUGUUAAAAAAUUGAGUUGAGAGAACAGUUGUGGUGCACUGAAUCCUCAGCCUUCAGUGAGAGUGACUUGGCACUUGUUUGGCCGUUAUUGAGUAUCCUCGUUUCAAUUGCACAUGGGAUGGCAUUCUGUAUACUGCACAGCACGCAUGCAUCUUACCUCAUCAGCUUUCAACGCCGAGUAGCACGCAAGUGAGCCAUCAUAUUUACAUUUCUCGCAUUUCUGCUUACCUGAUCUGUAUAGACAUGCAGUGGAGUUUGGGGCCAAAUGGAAAUGGGACUCUGUCAAGAAUUAAUGUUGUCGAGUGAACUGUAGCGAGGAAGAAAAAAGUUAGGCUAAAAUAAAAACUAGACAAGAAAAGCUAGCUCUCUUUCAACUUGUCCACAUACCAGGGAUUCUUAUGCCCUUUCAAAAACACAUGUCCGAUGCCCAUGUUACUAUGUCAAGAUGUAUUUAUUACAUAUUUGGUAUAUUAUAAUUGCUGGCUCACAGGAGAUCUUGCAGCUGCUCCACUUCAAAUGACCGUGUCAUGGCCAACAUGUUAGCCUUGGGAGUUUCUCAAAAGUAGUGCAAAGAUGGCCCAGUGCCAUGUUGCAUGGCUUGCACCUGACCCAGUACUACAACACUAAAUGCAAUAGCUUCAUUGGUUAGCUUUAAGCACAUAACACUUACAACACACUUUUGGUGUGUACUAUAUACUAUGUGCAUAGUGCAAAGCCAUGAAUCUUCUUGCUUUGUACUAUACAGUGUGUAUUAGAACUGUGGUGACGUUGCACAGAGGUUAAAGGGGACACUAAAGAGAAAUUAUAGGCUAAGCUAGACUCCUAGAGUGGGGGACUUACAUGCUGGAAGAGCAUGUGGAUUAGUUUUAGUGCAAGCAGAGGCUUUGUAAGCCAGAAAUUAUGCAAGAACAAGAGAGAGGUAGCGAUGGCACCUUAUAAUUCUAACACCAGCUCCCUCUGACAUCAUGGAUUUUAAAUCUGUGCUGGAAUAGCUGCUUGUCUGUCAACUAUUGUUACAUUGUGUUCUGAAGUACGCGACAAAAAUGGAGUCUGGGAGGUUUUCAAAAAUUUUGCUGCAGGAAAAUGACUCGUAUGUUCAAAUGCUUUGAAACCUUUGACGCAACACUGUUGUCACUGGUGCUGCACUGCGAGUGUGAAAUGAAGAAAGGAAAUUUUUUGCUACAUUUUCUUCACUAAUAAUUGCCCCAAUAUUUUUGCAAAAGAUGUGCAAUGAGGAAGUUCCAGCAUUCUAGAUUGAUUCAGUGUUUUGCUUUAGCGCCUCUUUAAUAUGUGUCCAGCCACCCCACAGAUACUGUGGCAGUCACAAAUAAUGCUAGCAGGAACUGGACCAAAACAGUGAGACAGCUUAUAGAAAUUACAGUUUUUGCACUAGAGCACCCCGCUCAAAGUGCAAUAGACCCUGUGUCGAAUUUUGUGAGCAGGAUUCCCUGAAGCACAUCUCUCGCUGGACGCAACAAAAAUGGCCAGCUAUAUUACAAUGCUUAAUUUGAGCUGACCACAUGUUGACUCAAAGCACUGAGCUUCAGAAAUAUUUCAACCAGAAGCUUGGUCAGACUAAUCGUGUCACUGUAGGCGUGUGGCAAGGGAAGCCUGUGGAAUUUCACUUGGGCAUUUUCGUGCCUAUGUUAUACCACAAAACUUGGGUGUUGCUUCUUUCUUUCAUACGUUCCACAGUGCAUCCUUUUCGUGAACCUACACUCACAGCAUAGACAUGCACUGGGGCAUUUGCUAGAGGAACAUAACUUCCUACCAGUGUUCCCGCUCUUGCUUGACUACUCAUUGGCACUUUCAACAGCUCACAUUUGUUAGCUUACGCACAAGCUAGUUGCAAAGUUGCCAAACAUCUCAGAUGGAGCCAUUCAAGGAUAUUGUGUCGGAAAUGAACAAAUGCGGAACUCGGGCUCAUUUUCUCUGCUCCCUUAACUGGAAAUUGUUUCCGACUUACCUAGUCUUUCACAGCAGUCUGUGAGUUCUACAAAGUUCUGUUACCCCUUCAGCAGCCUUGGUGAGGCCCUUGCCCUCCUUCAAACUGCUGUGCAUAUACCUAUGCUGCAGAGCUAGUGCACCCAUGUCCAAUCAUUCCAAACCAAGCCUGCAAAUAUCAGCAAAGAGCUGCACAUUGCACUAGCCUCAGUCAGUGUCAUUCACUGACACUGAUGCUUCAAAGGCCUGGAAAUAGCUUGAUGGCUUCUGAUACCUAAGAAAAAGCACAAUUAAAAAAGAACUAGUAUACUGUGCAUUAUUAUUCUUGCAAAUAAGGAACCAUUCAUUCAUAGCUAGCAUACUUUUGAUUCCUUACUCUUUAUUCCACUACAAAACUAACAUUCCUAAGUCAGAAGCAAGCAACAACAAGUGAUGGAAAGGAAAAUUAAUAGGUAUCAUGUUGAGAGAUGUAAGAGUAGUAUGGUUGAUUGGCAAAGAAAUUAGAUUUAAUGAUAGCCUAACAGGAAUCGGGAGAAAAAAAUAGCAGGGUAUGCACUGGAUAGGGCACAUAUCUGGCAGCCUGUUAGAGAAACAAAAUGGUGACGAAGCGAUGGGGAACAGUGUCUAUACAGUAAGAAAUUUGACAGAGCAACAAGAUGCAUAGAAUGCACAUAACUGUAGCAAUACAGGUGCAUUUUGAAAGCUUUAGGAGAGGCUUCCGUCGUGCAGUAAACUGUUGUGCUGUAGGCUUUUAUGAUGAUGACAAGGGAGGUUCUGAGGACUACAUUUCUAAUCAGCAUCUCACCUUCUUCAACUUCCUCCUCCUCUUUCAUCAACAGUAAAUGCAAGAAAGAAGAUUAGACAUUUCUUUCUCUGUUUUCAUACACCUGUAUUUGUGUCAGCAGCCAGUCUUGUUUUUUUUUUUUUUUUUUCAUGUUUACAAGUACCGUGUGCUUGCUGUUGCAUACCAUGGAAACAAAAUUACCGUCAUUUUGUCGUCUGUUUUGCUAAGUGAGUCACAUAGAAGACGCUCAUUUGUAAGGAGCACCUCGUGCAUGGUAGGGCUUUGCAGUCUGGAAGUGCAAAUGAAUUUUUAUCAUUCCUUCUUCUGUGCCAUACAUAUUACUCCGCAAGGGUAUUUCAGACAUGAGAUGCAGUCUACACACAUUGUCUUGGGUGCUUUUGAAAGGCAUUUACUGACAUUCUUGGCUGGUUAGCACUUGUAUAUUGUGCUGAUGUAGGUUUACUCUGAUUAACACUACAUUCAGUGGUGGCAGCUGAGCAAUUUGUUUACAGAAUUCUACAUUAGCUGUGCAUCAACUAUGCAGAAUGACCAGUGGAGCAAAAUUUUCAGCUGGCCUUCAGGACUUGGGCUUUAAUUUUUUUGUCUCGUGAACAGCAUGCUGCUGGAAGAUCACAUUAGAUGGUAGCUGGAUGCAUUGUCAAGUUGAUACUGAAUAUUGUUUACUCAUGCCAGACACCCUUGUUGUGAGGGGCAGUAAUAUAUGCGACUCAGACUAUUAGUUCAAACAGUGCGUGGCACUAUCAUGGACAGCUGAAGCAGAAACCAGUUAAAGCCAACUAGAAUGCAUUUUUUCAUUCCCGCUUUCAUCGCUUCGUGCUAUGUUGGCAUGAUGUUGAUUUGCAUGCUUAUAUUGAGGAAUACCCCUUCUUUGGCGACUGCGUGUGUAGUCGUGCAAAUUUAGUCUCGAGCUAACUCAUUACCCGUGAGAAGUGCUCUGGUCCACGCUUUCCUGUUGGUGUUUUACUUUUUCCACUAUAGUACAGACCCUAGGCAAAAACAGCUUUCCACCGAGGUUGGUUUAUAGCUGAUUUCCAACAAUUCAUUUCUGCUCAAUUUUAUCAGUGUUAAUCGCAACAGAUGGAAGUAGGCUGAUGCUUUACUUAAAAGACCAGUGGGUCCUACCAUCGGCACAAAUGGUGUCGUGCAUUUGAGACACCUGCUGUGCUAAGCUGAACUUGGCUUUGUGUUAACUAAAAUAGAACUGAGAGCGUUUUCUGUUAAUGCUGAUGUUUCUGAUUGUGUGUUUUGGAUGUAUGUUUCGAGUCUUGGCCAAGAGAGCAAUUAAUAAGCCUGGUCGUGAGCAUACGUGACCUGUAGUCCUAGGAGUGUUGCGAGUUUUGCCAGGCAGUUUAAGGCAGCCUCCAAAACACACUGUAUUGCAGAAUGUGCAGUCUGUACAGAAGGCCUACAGAAUUCACCAGAAAUAUUGCUUGGCAUUGCUUGUGCACCCAAGCAGCACAUGUCCUCAUGUGUGCUCAGAACACACUGACGACAUGCACAGUAUGCAGGCAGCUUUGCAGAGUAGUGUUUUGUGCUGCUCCCACUAUCAACACAUACGUGAUAAAAAAAAAGAAUUGAGGUGUAUCACCUGAUUUUUGAUAGUUAUUUGGUGUUAGCACUACAGACAUGGGUUAUCUUGGAGAUAAAAGAAAGAAACCACACUUGCCUGUUUUCUCUUCAUCCUUUAAGGAUUUCACACUGGCUGGGUUCUUGCGGAGUGCAGUUUCCAUGGUUUGUUCCAUGCUUGGGGGUGAUAUCAUAUCCUCUAUAUCAUCCUUGGUGUCUCUUGAGUUCUUUUUUAGGUAGAUGCUGCAUGCUUUUACUCACUGUUAGACAAACGUAGCGGGUAUACGCACAAUGCCACAGCUACUUAUAGUGCAACUGCUCAAAUUUACAUUUCGUUUUGGUUGUCGCCCAGAUGCAGUAGAUCUUAAAAAGGCCAGGACAUAAACCACAGCAGAGCACAGGUUUGGCUCCCGGCUUCAUCUUUACCAAACCCAUAAUCCUUUUACAAGAUAUCUGUGUGCUGCAUAGUUCACAAAUUUGCAUGAGGCACAAAAUGGCACCAGCUGGGAUUGUACUCGAGAUCAAAAUCGGAGGAGACAAGUGGGUGUGGUAUGCAAAAUUUCUCUGUGUACUUUUACAUUCUGGGCGCUUCAGAAGCAAGAAGUGGUGCCACUUUCGGCAGAUCUGUCGUGAGGCCUUGCUGUUCCCAUUGAUUGUUGCUGCGGGCCUUUCUUAUUUCCACUAACUGGUUUAUUGCACCAGUUGAUAAGGGGAAGAAGGCCACCUGCCGAGAUACUGCGCUGCUUAAUUGUGUGUGAUUUGGGGCCAGUCAGAGAGGUGCUUGCUUUUACUGGGUAAAGGUCAAUUGCUAUUGUCAGUCUGUUCAAUAAAAGUUGUUUAUUGUGAUUGACUGA